This is a messenger RNA of Symbiodinium sp. CCMP2456, 287 nucleotides long. NCBI's taxonomy places the organism in Eukaryota, Dinophyceae, Suessiales, Symbiodiniaceae. The record is from the annotation of a GenBank genome assembly.
GUCGGGCCAAGGAUGACGAGGAAGACGACAGCUUGUCCGAGUUCUUCAUCGAGGAUGUCUCGCCGGUGGGACGGCGAGUGGUGAAGGUUUAUCGGCAGCUCAAGGCGAUGAAGGGCGAACAAGAAGAGGAGGUUGCCAAGAUCAUGGAUGCCCUGGCGCCGGAGCAGAAGAAAAUGCUGAACAGCGUCCUCAUCGCAAGGCAGAGUCAGGACCGCCCGAUCGAGACCAGCAAGCCGGAGAACGGAGACUCGCCAGAGAGGCUCUACAAGAAGCUGCAGAUGCUGAAG